Molecule: messenger RNA, 659 nt
Organism: Nymphalis io (European peacock)
Lineage: Eukaryota; Metazoa; Arthropoda; Insecta; Lepidoptera; Nymphalidae
Gene: Tim8
Product: mitochondrial import inner membrane translocase subunit Tim8
Exons: 2
Coding region: 137-403 (88 amino acids)
Source: RefSeq, a predicted model, not a curated record
UUGAUAUAUGCAUUUUUUGAAAUCUGAGGUUCUCAUUCUAACCUAAAUCUUUUCUAGCCCAAGUCUUUUCUUUUUUUAAAAAAAAAGAAAAGUGAACACCUCAUAAAUAUAAUAUAUUUUAUAUAAAACGUGCAAAAUGACUGACUUGUCAGACUUUUCAAGCGGAAAAGAUUCUGAACUUCAAGACUUUUUGUUAGUGGAAAAGCAGAAAGCUCAAUUCCAUGCUCAGAUCCAUGAAUUCAAUGACUUUUGCUGGGACAAGUGCGUCGACAAGCCUGGUUCAAAGUUGGACUCAAGAACGGAAACAUGCCUUACUAAUUGUGUUGAGAGAUUUAUCGACGUGUCUCUACUUAUCACAAAUAGAUUUGCACAGAUGCUGGAGAAAGGUGGUGGCAUGCACUGAAAAUAAAAAACUUGUAAUCAAAUCCAUAUUGUUAAAAUAGUUAUAUGAAUGUUGGUAAAGUUGUAGUUUGUUAGAAUUGGUUAAUACAAAAUGUUGUUAGAAUUGGUUAAUACAAAGAAUAAUUUGAGCAUGCUUUUUUCUCACAACUUUUUUUAUUAUUGUAUAAAAAUGUUUUGAAAUAAAACAAAAAAUGUAAAAGCAAUACAUAUGUUGCUUCUAUUGCAGACAUAAAUAUAAAUCCUAUUUUAAGUUUAUG